AUGUCGACAUUGAUGGCGGUGGACCAACUCAACCAGCUCCGGGAUAUAUUUAACCGGUUCGACAUGGACUCCGAUGGAUCCCUAACUCACCUCGAGCUAGCCGCCCUCCUCCGGUCUCUCGGCCUCAAACCGUCCGGCGAUCAAAUCUAUAUGCUCUUCAACCACAUGGAUUCCAAUGGCAACGGUGCCGUUGAAUUCGACGAAUUAGUGAAAGCCAUGUCGCCGGACAUGAUGACGGAACAAUAUCUCAUCAAUCAAAAGCAGCUUCUCCAGGUGUUCCAUUCUUUCGAUCGAGAUGGAAACGGGUUCAUCACGUUGGCUGAGCUAGCGAAAUCGAUGGCCAAGAUGGGUCAACCGUUAACGUACCGUGAACUUACCGAGAUGAUCGAAGAGGCCGAUACCGACGGCGAUGGUGUCAUUAGUUUUAACGAAUUCGCAAGAGUAAUGGCAAAAUCUGCAGCCGAAUCCUUUGGGUUCCCAGUUCCAUUGCCUUGA
This is a messenger RNA of Cynara cardunculus var. scolymus (artichoke), 495 nucleotides long. Its product is annotated as probable calcium-binding protein CML15. Lineage: Eukaryota; Viridiplantae; Streptophyta; Magnoliopsida; Asterales; Asteraceae. Gene Ontology annotation, molecular function: calcium ion binding; enzyme regulator activity. The transcript has a single exon. The record is from RefSeq and is a predicted model, not a curated record. The coding region runs from base 1 to 495 and encodes 164 amino acids.